GGCUGAUUCCCAACCAGCGUCAGCUCAAGUCGCACACGCGCGCAGACGCACUUCCUAAAAGACCGAAGGUGUUCGCAUCUCUGAGAGAGACCUUGGGUAGGGAAAGGACCUACUUCGUGCCUACCUAACCUGCCUAACACUUCUCUUUACGAACUCCCUCCUCGGCAAUCGGACUCAUCCAGUACAGCACACACACACACACAGCACCUUCCGUCACACCACAGACACCCACCUGUACCUACCUUACAGGUACCUGACUUAUACAGCUGUCGGUGCUGGCCAGGUCUUGCCUGAGGUUGCUGCAUCCAUCAUCCUCUUCCCGGCAUCCAUAAGGUACAUAUUGGUACAGCCUACCUUACCUUACCGCUUCUCCUGGCUCCCGACCCUCCCGCCACUGACUGCUGGAGCCUGACUGGGGACUGCAUUCAUUCAUUCAUUCAUCCGAAUCCUCCCUCAUUAAUGUAUUGGACUCUCUCGCACCUCUACCAACACCAACUAUUCCGCCACAGCGCAGUCGACGUCGGAUUAAAGAACAACAGGCACAACGCUAUGGCUGCCUCGAACGCCACAGCGUGCAGACUGCCGUCUAAGCUUCCUGCCGACUUGGGGUCCCAUAUAUCAAUGAUGGAGUUCUUGGAACUCAGUCCCGACCUGCGUCUAAGAAGCAACACGAUCGAGACGGAGAAUGUUCCUUCAUCGGAGACGACGACGUUGAGUGGCUGCCACGACAGCCUCAGCAGCGGACGGAAUUCGAUGGCCAGCAGUCGGACCUCGAACAAUUCCACCUGCAGCCAACUCAGCUCCAUCGCAAAGCCCGUCAAGCGAGUGCGAUUCGAGGAAACGGCAAGCUGGACCUUCUUUGACGACAACGAAGUCAUGCCGGAGCGACCAGAAAUCCGCAAGCGGCCAGAGCUACGAAAACGACCAUCCUUCAUGACACGGAGUAUGGAUCGCAUCAUGACACGCAAAACCAUACCCAUUGAGACGGACCCUGGCGUUCCGCCCGCAGCGCUGUCAGCCAUGACUGAGAACCUACGACAACUGAAGCGACGGAAUUCUGCAAUUGACAUUGCAAGUGUUGCCAACAAAACGACGAGUCGAUACUCCACCCCAGGUCGACGAGACUCACUCGUCAUUACGGUGCACCAACCCCUUCGAGAGUCUGCUGGGAGAAGGUACAGCAAUGCGCAAACGCCUGCACGAACACCCGCAGCUCCAGCACCCAAAGGAGAGUGGGGCGAUUUACUCGGAACUCCGAAACCCAAUCCAUUGGCAGUGUAGCUUCCACAGCUUGGAAGCUUGGAAUGAUGAUAAACGAAUUGACGUUUUGGGAACGGGGAAACCACUUAUUUUUCAUUGGAAUUUCAACGUUUUGGGGGUUAGCGAUGGCGUUUGUCGGAUGUAUGGGAAUCCGUUCCCCAAGAUUUAGCAUUGCAGGCAUAUGAAUGACAGUUUCAGAUCAAGACAAGGCCAAGAUACCGAGAGAAAGAAAAAGAGACAGAAGCAACGAUGGAGACUUGUGUGCGUGCGUGCGUGUGCGCGUGUGUGUGUGUGUGUGUGUGGGCUGUGUCUGUGUGUAUGGUCUGUGUGUAUGAUCUGUACCUACCUUACCUACUAUACCAGAUGCGGACUUUCACAUACCAAUAGUCUCAAUUAUACCCACGAUAUUUAUUUGCAUUCAC
Messenger RNA from Sphaerulina musiva SO2202, 1682 nucleotides. RefSeq lists its product as uncharacterized. Lineage: Eukaryota; Fungi; Ascomycota; Dothideomycetes; Mycosphaerellales; Mycosphaerellaceae. The transcript has a single exon. The coding region runs from base 460 to 1281 and encodes 273 amino acids. The record is from RefSeq and is a predicted model, not a curated record.